Lachancea meyersii CBS 8951 is the source of this 495-nucleotide messenger RNA. The record is from the annotation of a GenBank genome assembly. NCBI's taxonomy places the organism in Eukaryota, Fungi, Ascomycota, Saccharomycetes, Saccharomycetales, Saccharomycetaceae.
AUGAACAGUGCAUCGGGCGAAACAGACCCGGCUCAGGUGUCACAAGCAGUGGACGCCCUGGCACGGUCGAUUCUCGCGCAGAGAAUCGCAGCACACCAGAAAAAACCAGAAAGGAUGCAGAAACUGGCAUCGCUCAAACAGCAGUUUGACGCCCUGGUUCACGCCGAACAAGCCUUUUCCAAUCGCCACCCAAUGCCUGCUUUGCGCUUGGACGCCGCAAAACUCGACGGCGAACUGCACGAAGGGCUCAAGACCGUCGCGCUCGAAGGUACCCAGUACGUUCUUCUCCCGCUUGUGCAGGGUUUGGGUCCCCAAGCAUUAGAACAUACGGCAAAAGCACAAGCAGCAGUGGAGCCGUCGUCGGCUCCAACCACCACCGUCAAGACAAAUACCAAGAAAAAGAAUAAGAAGACCAAGCUAACUUGUUCUUACUGCGACACCCCGGGCCACACCAGGGCUCAUUGUGAAAAGAGGAACCUUAAGCCCGUGCCCUGA